This is a messenger RNA of Carcharodon carcharias (great white shark), 2580 nucleotides long. RefSeq names its product homeobox and leucine zipper encoding a (gene homeza). Gene Ontology annotation, molecular function: DNA-binding transcription factor activity, RNA polymerase II-specific; DNA binding. The record is from RefSeq and is a predicted model, not a curated record. The transcript has 2 exons. Gene Ontology annotation, biological process: regulation of transcription by RNA polymerase II. Gene Ontology annotation, cellular component: nucleus. Bases 64 to 2565 code for a protein of 833 amino acids. Lineage: Eukaryota; Metazoa; Chordata; Chondrichthyes; Lamniformes; Lamnidae.
GGAGAGCAACUGGGAGAGAGGUAUGCAGCUGCGCUAGCCGCUGGACGCCACACUCCCUCCGGCAUGGCAGCCAAACGCAAGUACAGCGCGCCCUGCCCCACCGAGUGGAGGACGGCAGAGCGGGGACCGGCCGAGGGCGAGGAAGCGGCCUGGGCCAGGGCCGUCGGGGCCCCCGAGGUGGUGUACGACCGGAUCAGGGACCGCGAGCGGGCGCUGGGCGCCGGCCGCCGGUGGAUGACCGAGGACGAGGGGGACGAGGAGCUGGGGGAGGACGAGGAGGACGAAGAGGACGAGGAGGACGAGGACGAUGACGACGAGGAGGGGCCGGAGGGCUACCACUGCCAGAUCUGCGGCUACCACACCGACCAGCUGCAGCCCUUCAACGUCCACCUGCACUCUGCCCACCCGACCGUGGUGCUGCAGGAGCUCUACGGGCUGCUGGGCCUGACGGCAGGCCCCGCCCCCGGCCUGGGCCCCCCCGGAGGCCUCGCCCCCGGCCUGGGCCCCCCCGGAGGCCUCGCCCCCGGCCUGGGCCCCCCCGGAGGCCUCGCCCCCGGCCUGGGCCCCCCCGGAGGCCUCGCCCCCGGCCUGGGCCCCCCCGGAGGCCUCGCCCCCGGCCUGGGCCCCCCAGUAGGCCUCGCCCCCGGCCUGGGCCCCCCAGUAGGCCUCGCCCCCGGCCUGGGCCCCCCAGUAGGCCUCGCCCCCGGCCUGGGCCCCCCAGUAGGCCUCGCCCCCGGCCUGGGCCCCCCCGGAGGCCUCGCCCCCGGCCUGGGCCCCCCCGGAGGCCUCGCCCCCGGCCUGGGCCCCCCCGGAGGCCUCGCCCCCGGCCAGGGCCCCCCAGGGUGCCCCGUCCCCUGCCAGGGCAGGUCCGGAGGCCCCUCCGGCGGCCUGAUCCACCGGCAAGGCUGGAAGGGUGAGGGGGGUCGGCCGGACAUCGUGCACAUUGACCUGACGGGGGAGGACGAGGUGGGCGAGCAGGGCCCAGGCCGCGAGGAGGAGGAGGAGGAGGAGGCGGAGGCCGGGCCUGGGCCGGCCCCAGCUCCCGCCCCAGCCCCCUCGCUCAAGCAGCCGGCGGCCCCCUCCCGGGAGCUGGCGCCCGGCCUCGAGCCGGACGCCGAGGGGCCUUUGGCCGAGGCCUUCAGCCGCUUCCCGUACCCGAGCCCGGACGAGCUGGCCCGCUGCGGCCUGUCGGCGGGGCUGCCGGCCGAGCGGGUGAGGGUCUGGUUUGCGGUGCAGCGGCUGCGGCACGGCAUCAGCUGGACGCCCGAGGAGGUGCGGGAGGCCCGGGACAAGCUGUGGCGCAAGCCGGGCACCCUGAGGCUGCCGGUCCCGCCGCUGGCCCUGCUGGCCGACCGCCCGCCCGGCCUGGCCCCGGCGCCCGGCCCCACCGGAUCCCGGGCCUCGGCGGGCCUCGGGGAGGCCCCGGACGGGGCCCCGAGGGGAGGGGGCGGCCCCCUGCCCGGCAGCCCCAAGAGGGCCCGCACCUCGCCCGACGGGGCCGACUCCCCCGAGGCCCAGGGCUGCCCGGCCCGGGCCCCGCCGCUGCCCGGGGAGAGGCGCUGGCGGAAGACCAAGGGCCAGCUGGCCACGCUCAAGGGCAGCUUCGCCCGGGACCGCUACCCGGACGAGGCGGAGAUGCAGCGGCUGCAGGCCCGCACCGGGCUGGGCAAGCCGGAGAUCAAGCGGUGGUUCAGCGACAGCCGCUACCAGCUGCGCGGACUGCCCGCCUCCUACUUCCAGCUGCGCCGCGCCGGGGUCCCGGCCUGGCAGCGCAACGGCCGGCCCCCUCCCCGGGCUGAGGCGGGCGGGGAGGCCCUCGACCGCCUGGGCCAGGUCUCGCCGGCGGCGGGCGGCGGGGGUGCCGAUUCGAACCAAAGGAAGGCCGAGGUUGGCGGUCGGGGGGGGGAGGAGGAGGGGGAGGAGGAGGAGGAGGAAGACGCCGCCGCCAAGGCCCUGGGCCUGUCCGGGAGCUCCGCCGUCGCCGCCGCCGCGGAGACGGCCUCAGCCAGCCGCGCCCAGGCCUCGAGCCAGGCCCCGGCCCCCUCGCCGGGCCGGCCCAGGAAGACCAAAGAGCAGCUGGCCGUUCUAAAGGCCUUCUUCCUGCGCUCGCAGUGGCCCAGCGGCGACGACUACACCCGGCUGGUGGAGCAGACGGCCCUAGCCCGCGCCGACAUCAUCCAGUGGUUUGGCGACACCCGCUACGCCCUGAAGAACGGGCAGCUCAAGUGGGUGCACCGCGGCUCCACGGCCUUCGUGGCGGCCGGGCCGGGGACCGAGGCGGAGACCGGGCCCGGGCCUGGGGCGGACUGCGGGCCCCUGGAGGAGUACGCGAGCCGGCACGGCGGCCGCCUGCGGCAGGACGACCUGUACCGGCUCUGCGUGGAGACCCGGAUGAGCGCCCAGCAGGUGGCCGAGUGGUUCCGCCGGCGGCGGAGGCCCCGGCCCCUGGAGCCGGAGGACGGCGGGUCCGAGGAGGACAGGCCGGCGGAGGAGGGCGGAGGCGGCGGGCCGGGCGAGAGGCAGCCGGACCACGUCGGGGGCCACAUCGUCAGGGUGACGCUUUAACCCCACCCCCCCCCU